Fonsecaea erecta is the source of this 864-nucleotide messenger RNA. RefSeq lists its product as hypothetical. The transcript has 3 exons. Bases 1 to 864 code for a protein of 287 amino acids. Gene Ontology annotation, biological process: endoplasmic reticulum tubular network organization; membrane organization. Gene Ontology annotation, cellular component: membrane; endoplasmic reticulum. The record is from RefSeq and is a predicted model, not a curated record. Lineage: Eukaryota; Fungi; Ascomycota; Eurotiomycetes; Chaetothyriales; Herpotrichiellaceae.
AUGGCACCCCCACCUCCUGCUACUGCUCCCUUGGGUGAGCGCCUGGCACAGGUCGCUACAACACUUCAAUUUGCUUGGUUCUGCGGCCACUUUACCCUCCUCUUGUCGGUUUUCCGAUAUGGCCUCUCGUACCUCACGUUCAACUAUUACUCCAGAUGGGCCCAGUUCACAUAUCGCCUGGCUUUCAUCUCGGCCGUGGCCACCUACGGUAUUGUUGUUUUCAAGGCUUAUCGUGCUCGCGUGAAGAAGCCUGGCGCUACGAUUGCCUCGACGGGCUACCUCUUGCUGUCGGAUGAAAAUGUCCAAUAUCUGCUCAUCAGUUUGGUCUGGCUGUACGCGAGACAGGUGCCAUUGGCCCUGCUGCCCUUCACUGUCUACUCGGUCUUCCACGUUGCGACCUACACGCGCACCAUCAUUAUUCCCACCUUCCAGACGCCCAAAGCCGCUCCUGCAAGCACCCCUGCUUCACCAAGCGCUUCCAAGCCUCCUCAGUCUCCUCUCGCAAAUUCCAUUGGUCGGUUUGUCAAAGAAUACUACGACAGCUCCAUGAUGUUGGUUGCAUUCCUUGAGAUUUUCCUCUGGCUCCGCUUGUUGCUGUCCGCAUUGACGUUCAGCAAGGGCUCCUGGAUCCUGCUGAGCAUAUACACCGUAUUCUUGAGGGCCCGAUACUCCCAAAGCCAAUUUGUGCAGGGAGCUUUCGCCCAGAUGGGCGCCAGAAUCGACCAGCAAGUCCAAAAUCCCAAUGUCCCUCCUGCAUUUCGACAAGCUUGGGAAACCAUCAAAGGGCUUCUGCGCCAGACAGUCGAGGCCACCGAUCUGCGCAAGUACAUGGGAGCCCAGACCCCUCAAAAGAAGCCUCAAUAG